GCUUUGUUUGUGUCAUGGAUGAUAGCGGCUGCCUUUAAGACCCUGCAGCUCCCUGGGCCUAGCAGUCCACCCUCCCUGCCUGCUUCCCUGCAGAGAACAAGCCAGAGCGAUACACUAGUGCAGUGCUACCUCUCCUCUGCUCUCAGCUGAUGCACUCACAGCACAGACAGAGAACCAACCAACCCUGCCUGCAUGUUUUCUUUCUUUCUCUGCUCUGUUUUCUCUUCUCUCCCAUUCAUCCUCCUCUCCUCCGGGCCUGGCGACUAUUCUGAAGUCUUGCGUCGGAGGCUGAGGCUGUUUCCUGUCAGAGCAGAGCGUCGUCUGUGAGGCAGCAAGCCAGGAUAUAUCUCUCCCUCUCUCCUUCUCUCUCUCUCUCACUCUGACCAGACAGGGAGGAAACCAGCAGGACCAAAAGGGAGUAGGGAAGUUGUUCCUGGGCUGUGGCUGUGUGGACUACAGGGAGUAUUAGUACGAGGGCUAUAGAAGAGGGGUGUUCUAGAGGAUUAUCGAGAGAGACGCUCUAGAAGCAUCACUGGACCCCCCCCAACCACCGACGACGUCACCUUCUGCUCCUCAUUGUUAUAAGAGCAGACAGGCCAGCGUGGAGCCUGGCAAAGACUGGAGAAUCAGCAUGUCAUCUCAGACUACCAGGAGGAACGUUUACACCCGGACUACCAGUAGUGGCAGCAGCAGGAUGAGUUCAGAUGGGGGUGGCCGGCCUGCCAAGGUGGGUUCCCGGGUGGAGGUGAUUGGGAAGGGGCACCGCGGCACAGUGGCAUAUAUCGGUGCCACGCUCUUCUCCACGGGGAAGUGGGUGGGAGUGAUCCUAGACGAGUCGAAGGGGAAGAACGAUGGCACAGUCCAGGGGAAGAGAUACUUCACCUGCCAUGAGAACCAUGGCAUCUUCGUACGACAGUCACAGAUCCAGCUGGUUGAUGAUGGAGCAGACACCACCUCUCCUGACACCCCAGAACCGGCCUCCAACAAGGUCCCCAAACACGAGAUCCUGGAGACACUCAAGUCCACUAAACUGCAGCGAGGACCCAAGCCCAAAAAGGUGGUGCACGCUUCACGAACUUCCUCGACUCCUGCCCCCAGGAAGACUACGGCCAGAAGGCCCAAGCCCAGCCGUCCUGCGGGAACCGGGGCCUCCAAGGCGGGGCCCUCUGGGUCUGUGUCUGCCUCGGCUGGAGAGAUGAGCAGUAGCGAGCCUUCCACCCCGGCACAGACCCCCCUGGGGGCCCCCAUUAUCCCCACACCCGGGGGGCUCCUCUCCCCUUCAGCCCCCCCACCUCCACUCCCCAGCAAGGAGGAGGAGUCUCUGCGAGGUCAGGUGAAGGAUCUGGAGGAGAAGUUAGAGACUCUGAGGAUGAAGAGGACAGAGGACAAGGUCAAGCUGAAGGAGCUGGAGAAACAUAAGAUCCAGUUGGAGCAGCUCCAGGAAUGGAAGAACAAGAUGCAGGAGCAGCAGAACGACCUGACAAAACAACUCAAAGAGGCCAAGAAGGAGGCGAAGGAGGCCCAGGAGGCGAAGGAGCACUACAUGGAGGAGAUGGCAGACACGGCUGACGCUAUAGAGAUGGCCACGCUGGACAAGGAGAUGGCUGAGGAGCGGGCAGAGUCCCUGCAGCAGGAGGUGGAGUCACUGAAGGAGAAACUAGAAGAGCUCGCCAUGGACCUGGAGAUCCUCAAACACGAGAUAGAGGAAAAAGGUUCAGACGGUGCUGCUUCCAGUUACCAUGUCAAACAGCUGGAGGAGCAGAACGGCAGGCUGAAGGAAGCUCUCGUCAGGAUGCGUGACCUGUCUGUGUCGGAGAAACAGGAACAUGUGAAGCUCCAGAAGCAGACGGAGAGGAAGAGUAUAGAGCUGGACACCCUGAGGACUCAGAGAGAGAAACUCCAGGAGGAGAUGAAGCUGGCCGAGAGGACCAUCGAUGAACUCAAAGAACAGGUGGAUGGGGCUCUAGGAGCUGAGGAGAUGGUGGAGACUCUGACAGAGAGGAAUCUGGACCUGGAGGAGAAAGUCAGAGAGCUGAGAGAGACCGUCGUUGAUCUGGAAGCCAUCAAUGAAAUGAAUGACGAGCUGCAGGAGAACGCCAGAGAGACGGAGUUGGAGCUCAGAGAGAUGCUGGAUCUGGGCGGAGGCAGGGUCAGGGAGGCGGAGAAACGGGUGGAGGCUGCUCAGGAGACCGUAGCCGACUAUCAACAGACCAUCAAGAAGUACCGCGAGUUGACCGCUCACCUGCAGGAAGUGAACAGAGAGCUGACCAGCCAGCAGGAAGCCACAGCUGAACAACAGCAGCAGCAGCAACCUCCGGCUGAGAUGUUUGACUUCAAGAUCAAGUUUGCUGAGACUAAGGCCUAUGCCAAGGCCAUAGAGAUGGAGCUGAGGAAGAUGGAAGUGGGCCAGGCCAACAGACAGGUGUCUCUCCUCACCUCCUUCAUGCCCGACUCCUUCCUACGUCAUGGAGGAGACCACGACUGUAUUCUGGUUCUUCUGCUCAUACCAAGACUGAUCUUCAAGGCGGCGCUGAUCAGUAAGCAGGCCCAGGAGAAGUUUGAUCUGAACGACAACUGUGUGGAGAGGAGCGGGAUGAGAGGAGCGGCUGGGGAACAGCUGAGCUUUGCUGCUGGACUCGUCUACUCUCUCAGUCUGCUACAAGCUACAUUACAUAAAUAUGAACAUGCGCUGAACCAAUGCAGUGUCGAAGUAUAUCAGAAGAUCGGGACUCUGUACCCGGAGAUGGGCGUGCACGAACGUUCCCUGGACUUCCUGAUUGACCUGCUGCACAAAGACCAGCUGGAUGAGACGGUGCACGUGGCGCCACUCACCAAGGCCAUCAAAUACUACCAGCACCUGUACAGUAUCCACCUGACAGAGCAGACAGAAGACUGCACCAUGCACCUGGCUGAUCACAUCAGGUUUACCCAGAGUGCGUUGGACUGUAUGUGUGUGGAGGUUGGUCGUUUGCGUGCGUUCCUUCACACAGGGCAGGAGAAGACGGACCUGGCCGUGCUGCUGAAGGAUCUAGAGACUUCCUGUUCUGACAUCAGACAGUUCUGUAAGAAGAUCCGCCGACGCAUGCCUGGUACGGACGUACCUGGGAUACCUGCUGCACUCACCUUCCAACAGCAGGUGGCAGAUAUUCUGCUGGACUGCAGGAAGCACCUGACCUGGGUGGUAGCCGUGCUGCAGGAAGUGGCGGCUGCAGGAGCACAGAUGGUUGCCCAUCUAGGCGAGCAGGAGGGACUCUCCGCACUCAAACUAGAGGACGUGGCCUUUAAGGCUGGAGAGCAGAUCUAUGGAACUCAAGGUUCUAACCCCUACGGGUGCCUGCGUCAGUCCUGCUGCAUCGUCAUAGCAACCAUGAACAAGAUGGCCACCGCCAUGCAGGAAGGAGAGUACGACGCAGAUAGACCCCAGAUCAUGACACUUCCUCCGGUGGAGCUGCGUGCAACAGCCCUCAGAGCGGAGAUCACCGACGCAGAAGGACUGGGCAUGAAGCUGGAGGACAGAGAGACAGUCAUCAAGGAGCUCAAGAAGUCACUCAAGUUCAAGGGGGAGGAGCUGAGUGAGGCUAGUGUCCGGCUCAGUCUGUUGGAGAAGAAACUAGACAGUUCAUCUAGAGACGCAGACGAGCGCGUAGAGAAGAUCCAAACUCAACUAGAUGAGACUCAGACUCUGCUCAAGAAGAAAGAGAAGGAGUUUGAGGAGACCAUGGAUGCGCUGCAGGCUGAUAUCGACCAAUUGGAGUCGGAGAAGGCGGAUCUGAAGCAGCGUCUGAACAGCCAAUCAAAGAUGACCAUGGACGGGCUGAGAGGAGCGCCAACGUUGGGCAUCGCCUCCAUUGUCACGGGGAUGACAGGAGAAGAGCAGAAAGCGACUAUGGCCAGUAUGGGUCCCAGUAUGGGUCCUGGGUCGGGGGUUCCGGUGAUAGACUCUCCUCUCCUGACGCAGCAGAUUGAGGCUCAGAGACACAGCAUCAAACACCUGAAGAAUGAAAACAACAGACUCAAGGCUGAGAAGAUGCGUGCCCAGCUGUCCUCUCUACCACCUCUCCAUGUCUCCAAGCUCCCCACUAGAGACGGCUCUCACCCACAGGUGCUCUCUAGCGCCCUCUAUCGUAAGACUGACCAAUUACUGGACACGUUACUGCAGAUGAGUGCCAACGUUAAAGUGGUGGACAUCACUGGCAAAUCCCCAGUAACUCCUAGUGCUCAGCUGUUGGAACACACAGCCAGACUCCAGUCCCUUAGCAACACUCUGGACAGACUGAAGGAUGAGGUAUCAGAACAUGUGGUGACCCAGAGACCUGGAGCUAGAGCCUUGUCUGAUUUUGCCACGUUCCCCUGCUCCUCCUUCGUCAAGGUCCAGGAGGAAAAAAGGGGGGACAUGGUGCUGGUGGGGAAGGUGAUGAUGCCUUGUUCCCGUGGUCAGGAGCAAGUCCACCGUCUCGUGCUAUCACAGCCUCAGCUCCAAAGAGUGCACCGCCUCCUGCUGACAUAGGCUCCACCUUCAACCUGCCCCGUUGCUCCGCCUCCCCAUCUGUCUGUCUGAGAGGGGAUGUUUUUAUAGGCCAAAGCAUUGGGCGUGUGUUCGUAUACGCAAACAGUGCUUGACUUGGGCCGUGAGCUCACUGAACUGAGAGCCAGUACCUUAAUUUGUUCUAUUGCCUGAGUUCCAUUCUGCCCUUUUUAUUGCGUAGUUCUGGCACCUGAAUAUAAACGUUAGCAGGACCCAAAAUAAACAAAUAAAAACCAGCGCCAAGUCAAGCACUGUUCGUACGUACAGUUAGAGUCCUCAUACGCUCACUUCCUCUGUAGAUCAUUUGGUAGAGCAUAGCCCCUGUAAUGGCAGCAUAGUGGGUUUGAUUCCGGGGACCACCUAUACACAAAAAUGUAUUCACGCAUGACUGUAAGACACUUUGGAUAAAAGCGUCUGCCUGAAUUAUAUUAUACGUAAACACACACUAUUAACCACUGUCUGUUGAGGGUGAUGCUGCCUGCUACCCAUCUUACUGUCUGUCUGUUGAGGGUGAUGCUGCCUGCUACCCAUCUUACUGUCUGUCUGCUGAGGGUGAUGCUGCCUGCUACCCAUCUUACAGUCUUUCUGUUGAGGGUGAUGCUGCCUGCUACCCAUCUUACUGUCUGUCUGUUGAGGGUGAUGCUGCCUGCUACCCAUCUUACUGUCUGUCUGCUGAGGGUGAUGCUGCCUGCUACCCAUCUUACUGUCUGUCUGCUGAGGGUGAUGCUGCCUGCUACCCAUCUUACUGUCUGUCUGCUGAGGAUGAUGCUGCCUGCUACCCAUCUUACUGUCUCAUCUUUUAAUUAUGACAUUUAAAUAAGAUGGUCUUUGCACAUUAGGCCCUAUUUAGACUUGACAUAAGUUGACUUUUAACAUGGAUUUAAGUCCAUGUUUUAUAUCCAUGUUAAGUCUAUUUAUCUCAAGUCUGAAUCAGACCCAUUAUAAUUUCCAGGUUGAACAUCAAUAUAUAAGUGAUCGAGUUAUAACGACAGAGCCAUUUUCCGUCCGUUGUCCCGUAGUUCAUGACAUUGUGCUUGUGUAGGACGGUGUUGUUGUACAUGUAACUUAUUCCUUACCCUUACUCUUAACUAUCUACAGCAAAGGGUGUCAAACUCCUCGUCCCCAGCGGGCCGUAUUCGGUCUUCACUGGGCGCCGCAGUCCCCCCCCCAGAAUAACAAAAUAAUAAUACUUCAAAACAACCUUGAGUUUGACACAUGAUCUAAACGGAGAGAAAACUAUAUCUUGAGUUGUCAGAUUGCUGUGUAUUAGUUGGGAUUAUUCUACUGCAGUUUAAUUUACAUUUCAACAGGGAUUACGGAGUAAAAACACAUUAAUUUGAAGGGAUUUUAUGAAACAUGGAUGAAAUGUUUUAUUUUUACAGGUCGUAGCUUAAUUUAUUGCAUAUUUAUUGCACAUAUUAAAUGCCAGUAAAUUGUAAAUUGUUACCUGAUUGGUUGUAAUCUGUUUUAAGUAGUUAAAAUAUAGCGAUGUGUAUUACAGGUGAGACUCUUGCUGUGUAGAAUGACCCCUGGUCAUCAUAACCUUCAUUAAACUACUGACUGGUCACGUCA
Messenger RNA from Salmo salar (Atlantic salmon), 6097 nucleotides. NCBI's taxonomy places the organism in Eukaryota, Metazoa, Chordata, Actinopteri, Salmoniformes, Salmonidae. The record is from RefSeq and is a predicted model, not a curated record.